Messenger RNA from Frieseomelitta varia, 1331 nucleotides. RefSeq lists its product as uncharacterized. NCBI's taxonomy places the organism in Eukaryota, Metazoa, Arthropoda, Insecta, Hymenoptera, Apidae. The record is from RefSeq and is a predicted model, not a curated record.
UACUCGAUACUCACGGAAUCCAGCUUGGACAUCAUUUUCAAUGAAUAUUAAAAACGCGUCGAUUGAUUCUUGCUACGGUGCAACGCCGCCUAUGUCCACUCAACUGGAGCUAUUUACACGCAGCGUAAGAUUUAUAUUGUACACCGUAAAGCGAUCUUCCGAAAUUCCUGAAAUUUGUUUAUUUCGUUGACGUUUGAAUUUUGUUUGCCCCUGAUUGACCAAUCAGAUCUACGUUUUUUAAUACGAAUGAAGUUUGACGCGCAAUCGCACUGAUUCACCGGUACGGCGAAGGGUAUGAAUUGUGAAUUUAAUUGUCCGUAUGUUUCGUUCCUACGUCGAAAGACUCGAUGAAACUUUUAGAAGAAUAUCAGAAGGUUAUCGUACGCGAUGCGAUGGAGAUCUCUUGCCUAUGGAAAUACGUGCAAAUGUUCCUCUAUUUGCUAGGCGCAAUUAGCGGAUACGCGUCGAGCGUUUUAUUCUACAUGUUAUGGAAACAGAUCUUCGGAGGCAAUUGCCCACUGUGGGCAAAAGUUGUUCUACUAAGAGAAGAAUUAGAAUUGGAAAAUAUUGACGACGUAUGCAACAGUUCAGACUGGUGGAAGUAUAUUUUUAUUGAUUGUCAGCACGAAAAUAUAUGUCGCGUUUAUUUAAUAAUGUGCUUCUCAUCUUGCACGUUUGGAAUUGUUUGGUUCAUUCUGUUCUUUAUCUGUGGUAAAGGUGGACAUGAUGAUGCAUCAAUAUAUCCAGAUCCUUGGAGAAUUGUAUUUCCUGCAAUGUACUUUAACUUUGCAUUUACAAUUAUAUCUAUGUAUACGGAUUACAAUUUCCAACAAGGAUAUAAAGCAUUUAGCAAAAACAUGAGAAACAUUACUUCCGAAAUGUACAAUAUAUGCAAAAAAGUUGUGGAUGUAAGUGACUGCGAGAUUAUAAAGAUAUGCAUGAAAAUACAUCACUUUUAUAUACGCGAUCUUGAUUAUCUGUGUAAUAUAACUUCAUACCUGCAGGUAAUAUUCAGGUGUAAAUAUUCACCUUUUUUUUUGUUGUUUUUGACAAUACAAGAAAUAUUCAAAUAUGUAACAAACAUUCUCAAGGUUCCUUUAGUUCUAAUGAUAUGCAGUUGGGCAGGCGGACUGGUAGUAUUGCUUUUCAGAAUAAUUACGAGUAACGACUUUCGAAUUUUAAAAAUUCGAAUUUACGAAUUAAAAGACGAAUAGUUCUCAACGCAAUGCUAUAAAAUGAAACGUUUAUUUCGUAGAAAUUUUACAUAUAUCAGUAUGUAAGUUUGUAUGUAAAAUAGAUGACAAUAAAAUGAUAAAAAAAUAUGUAAUUGU